This is a messenger RNA of Asparagus officinalis (garden asparagus), 1086 nucleotides long. RefSeq names its product serine/threonine-protein phosphatase 7 long form homolog. Bases 1 to 1086 code for a protein of 361 amino acids. Gene Ontology annotation, biological process: meristem maintenance; meristem development. The record is from RefSeq and is a predicted model, not a curated record. Lineage: Eukaryota; Viridiplantae; Streptophyta; Magnoliopsida; Asparagales; Asparagaceae. The transcript is spliced from 6 exons.
AUGGAAAGUGUUCCUAUUGGCACUAAUAGUGGUCAUGAUACACAGGGUGAGGACUUCUCAUUCAUGAAGGAAGAUCUUUAUGAUACUAAGGAGAAAUUGAUCCAUGCGCUUCGCUCUUAUGCCAUUGCAAAAAAUGUCAAGUUUAGGCCAACCAAAAAUAACACAACAAGCUAUAAUAUGCCCAUACCAGACGUCACCAUGAUCGAGCAUUCACAGAGUCAUUCGGCUUGGGUCAUUGAGAAUGCGAGAGUACUAGAGCUGAUCGCUCAGGCCGGUUUCCGGGAGUGUUCGACGGUCCGAUAUAUUAGGCUUGAUUGGCCGCUUAUCACUACACUGAUUGAGAGGUGGAGGCCAGAGACCAACAUCUUUCACAUGCAUAUAGGGGAGUACACUAUCACCUUACAGGACGUGGCCGUCAUACUUAGGCUCCGGAUCGAUGGACCGGUUCCCGACUUGAGGAGUGGUGCGAUGAAGCUAUCGUGGCUUCGUCAGACAUUUCAGGGCGACAUACCAGAAGAUGCCAGUAUGGAGACGCUUCAGUUUCAUGCUCCCUUGUGUGAACCCAGGGCGUCACAGCUGGGUAGAGUAUCCCUGAUGCAGAAUAAAGAAUUCAAGGGAUGCUGCACAUUGAUACAGAUUUGGUCAUGGGAGCACAUUCAUAUUGGACGACCUACUUUACUUGUGCACCGUGACCUACAGGGGCAAUUUUCUUUGGCAUACAGGUAUAACGUGCGGUACGCUAAGUACCGAUCAGCGACGAGCCAUCGUGAGUUUUACCGAAAUGAGCUUGAUGGCCUCCAGCAUGAACAGUUCAGGUGGACACCUUACUCACCGCCGGAUCUCGAUAUGCAUUCUCUUGCACCCAUCUGCCGAGAUACUCCCGACUUGUGGAGAGCCAGAGUUCCAUUGAUUUGUUGGGAGAUCGUGGAGAUGCAUGUCCCUGGCCGUGUGCUACGGCAGUUUACGCUCUCUCAGCAUGUGCCAGAUCCUGUCGAGCAGAUCGAUCGUCGGCGGUGGCCUACUUCGCACCGUACCGACUGGGCUAUAGUCCGUGCGGCCUACAUAGACUGGUGGGCUCACAGGUAG